Stomoxys calcitrans (stable fly) is the source of this 1033-nucleotide messenger RNA. RefSeq names its product short stature homeobox protein 2. The transcript has 2 exons. Lineage: Eukaryota; Metazoa; Arthropoda; Insecta; Diptera; Muscidae. Bases 68 to 928 code for a protein of 286 amino acids. The record is from RefSeq and is a predicted model, not a curated record.
GUUCCUAACUAAGUGUAAUUGUGUUUAAUUGCAAUUAUUGGCUGUCAAUUGACAAAUUUGUGCAAACAUGUUGCAAAUAUUUGCAAUUUGUUUGACGUUGCUGCUGGUGGGCAUUGAAAGCAGACCACAGAACAUUUUCGAAAGCGUUGCUACUGGAGCAGUUCAAAUGGCUUCCAUGGGAGCUGAAAUGGUAGCAAAUGGCGCCGCCAUAGGUGGUGGUCAUGAUUUUGAUGCAGGUUUGGUGAAAGUUCGUUCCAAAGGUGAGGUUGGUUCUGGAAGGGCUAUACACAAGCCCAACGAAUCUUCAGAGGAAUCUUCAGAAGAGAGAAGAAGAAAACGUUCUAUCAAUUCGUUAUACCAUGAUUUUAUGGAAAUGCAAUCCUUGCUAGAAGUAAAGGAACUAUCAGCACAACAACAUCAACAUAGGACCAAAAGGGAACCUUGCUGGUCCGGUGGCAGCGGUGGUGGCGGCGGCUCAGGUGGGGGUGGUGGUUUUCCUGGCACUGGAGGAGGUGGCGGUGGUGUUCCCGGAACUGGCGGUGGUGGCAUAGAUGAAGAAAUGCUUGAAGUGACACGUCGUCGCCGUCAACAACGUAUGCAAGCAGCCCGCAAACGCAAAGCACAACCAAAAUCCAAAAAGACCAACCGUACAAGUAAAAAAUCUGUAGUGGGCCAAACCGAAGACAUUGAAGAGGUCUCGUCGAGUUUAACACGUCGCAAACGUCAAUCGGAAGUUGAGGAUCUAAAUGCUACAAUGAAUAAGACCGGUAAGGAUAUCUCUGCAUAUACCCAACAAUUUGCCGAAAAAGUGAAAGGAGCUUGGCAAAGUUUUAUGCAAUCGGUAAAUCAAAUGGCUGAAAAGGUAAAGCAGAUUUUCACAGGACAUACCCAGGAUGCGGGAGGCCAAGCGGAAGCAGAGGAGAUAUAAAAGGAUGAAUUGUUAAUUUAAUUUUAAAGUUUAAUUCGAAUUUCUAUUUUUGGAUCGGGCUUAUAGAUUUUCUUGAAAUGUUUGAGUUGUUGAAAAUUUUGUUAA